CUUUCUUCAGAAGGUAAUUGGAGAAAUGAAAUCUGUGCUCUCAGGAGCAAAUAAUCCCCACUACAGACCAUGAUAUAUGAUACUAAUGAAGGGCUACAACCACUCAAAGAACUGGAGUGAGCCAGGAGUCUAUACUCAGGAGGAAAAUAAUCAUUAAAAAAAUAGUUCUGAUGGUUAUCAUCUCCAAAAGCCCCCAUACAUCAGCUUUUCUGCCAUGAAGAUUUUACUUGAAUUUCGAGUGUUGCGGUCCCCGUGGAGCAUCCAGACACUCAGCAGAUUAUUCCACCAGUCUCAUAAGACUUUUACGCCUUUAAAUUUCUCAGAUUAUGAAGCUAUCAGUCGUGGUGAACAGGAAGUACCCGAGCACUUCAACUUUGCAAGUGAUGUACUGGACAAGUGGUCUCAAAUAGAAAAGGAACGAAAGGGACCAUCAAAUCCAGCUUUGUGGUGGAUAAAUGGAAAAGGAGAUGAAAUUAAAUGGAGCUUUGAAGAGCUGAGCUUCCUUUCCCAAAAAGCAGCCGGUGUGCUCUCUGGGCCAUGUAAUCUUCAAAAAGGAGACCGUGUUUUAGUGAUUCUACCCCGAAUCCCAGAGUGGUGGCUGCUGCAAGUGGCUUGUAUGCGAACAGGUGUUAUCAUCAUCCCAGGAACAACACAACUGACAGCACAAGACAUUUGCUAUAGAUUACAGGCUUCCAAGGCUAAGUGCGUUAUCACAACUGAUGUGCUUGCUCCUGUGGUGGACUCAGUUGCAUCUAAGUGCCAGUAUCUGAAAACAAAGUUAAUGGUAUCUGAAAGCAGCAGAGCCCAGUGGCUGAACUUCAGUGACUUGCUCAAGGCUUCCCCUGCUGUCCAUAACUGCGUGAAGACAAAAAGCCAGGAUCCAAUGGCAAUCUAUUUUACCAGUGGUGCCACAGGCUCUCCAAAAAUGGUUGAACAUUCCUAUGGAAGCUUUGGUCUGGGUUUUUUUCUCUGUGGAAGAUACUGGAUGAGCUUGACUCCCUCAGACAUCAUGUGGAACGUGUCAGACACUGCCUGGGUAAAGGCAGCCAUUGGAAGCGUUUUUGGUCCAUGGUUCCAGGGCACGUGUGUUUUUGUACAUGCCAUGCCACAGUUUGAUCCAAGAGCAGUCUUAGAUACUUUGUGCAGAUAUCCAGUGACCACUUUGUGCAGCGCGCCAACGGCCUACCGCAUGCUGGUACAGCACGACCUCGCCAGGUAUUCAUUCAAGACACUGAAGCACUGUUUGUCUGGAGGGGAACCACUCAACCCAGAAGUGAUGACACAGUGGAAAAAACAAACCGGCCUGACUAUCUAUGAAGGCUAUGGCCAAACGGAACUUGGAAUGAUAUGUGCAAACACGAAAGGGAUGAAAAUUAAGCCAGGUUCCUUGGGAAAGGCAGCUCCCCCCUAUGAUGUUCAGAUUAUAGAUGAAAAUGGCAGUGUUCUGCCUCCUGGGAAAGAAGGAGACAUUGCUAUCAAAAUGGAUGCCAAGCGCCCAUUUACUUUUUUCACUAGAUAUGUGGAUGAUCCAGUGAAAACUGCUGCCGUAAUCCGGGGGAACUUCUAUAUCACUGGAGACAGAGGGACCAUGGAUGAGGAUGGAUACAUAUGGUUUAUGGGGAGAUCUGAUGAUGUCAUCAUCUCCUCUGGGUAUCGUAUUGGGCCAUUUGAAAUAGAGAGUGCCCUGAUACAGCACCCAGCCGUCGCCGAGUCAGCUGUUGUCAGCAGCCCGGACCCCGUCAGAGGAGAGGUUGUAAAAGCUUUUGUGGUCUUGUCACCUUCCUCUGAGUCACAGGAUCUGAAGAAACUGGCCUGUGAUUUGCAAGAUCACGUCAAGAGAGUCACUGCUCCAUACAAGUACCCCAGGAAGAUUGAAUUUGUCCAGCAGCUGCCAAAAACAAUCACUGGGAAAAUCAGACGGAAUGAACUGAGGAACAAGGAGUGGGGACACAUGUAGUUUUGAUAAGUAAUCUAAAAACAAACCUAUCCUUACCCAUUUAAUUCAUGAUGGAGCUUUCCUAUUACAAUCAUAACACAGGAUGAUAUUUCACCCACGAGGCAGUGAUUAUGUAAUAAAGCACAAGGUUUAAAAACUCCAGCUGUACAUUUUUUAAACGCUUGCGUUCUCGUUUAACAAAAAUCAAACCUACUUAGCAAGGCAUAUGCAGACCCAUCUUCCAGGCACCUAAUGCUUUUCAGAAUGACAGUACAAGCAGAAGUACGUGAUUAGCAGGUGAAGGAGCGCUCUGUUCAUUCUCUGAUAUUUUAACUCAUGAGAGACUUACUAAUGAGAAAAUCAUUAUAGUAUGUAGCGAAGUUCCAGACAUGGCCAUAGAACUUGAAUGUAGGUCCUGUACACACAUGAAUGAGAAGGGAAAAAAAAAAUCCACAAACCAUCCAUGAAUCUAUCUUUGUCCUUAUUCAGUUAAGCAGACUGUCUUGAAUUGUGAUCACCUACAUCAGCCACCAAUGAACAUUCACUGAUGGCCUUUGGGUCUCAGAUGAUUCCUAUGGGUGACCUAAACAUUGCUGGGCUUAAUCAACACAAAAGGCUUUAAAAUUUAAAGAAAACACUGACAGAGGUAAGAAAGCAGAAUUUUAAUACACAGGAUGGCAAGAAAGACAGGACUGGGGAAAAAUGUUGCAUUUUCCAACUUCUAGAACAACUUUGAGAGAAGAGGAAAAUAUAAAUAAAACACUGUUGAGAGAGUUGAACACAUCCUUUUCAUUAAUCCAAAACAAAUAAUAAGAUGAAGGGGUUUUUUAUCAUUAGCAAUCCACAGGCUUUUGUGUUAGAAAUGAAAUACUAAAGCUAGAUGGUUGUACAGGAAGCAUACUCUAAAACCCUACUGGAAAGCAGUUUAUGGCUGCACUGGUUUUGGUUGUCUUUUUAAGUCAAAAAAGUUGCCAUAACAAAUGGAAAAAAGAAAAACUCACUAACAUUACUUUCAAUCUGAAGCAAAAUUAAUAGUGUAAGGCUAAAACUACCAGAAAUUAAACUUAAUUUCCCUAUCUAGUAUGGUAUAACAGAGAAUUUCUUUCAUAAGAAGUUUCCAAGCAGUAUUUAAAUUCAAUUUUGAAACUUAAGAAAAAAAUAAAAACAAAGGAAGACUUAAUAACACUCCCACCCCCAAGGAUGAAGUCUUUGGAAAGAGCAGCAAAAGGUUAUUUGCAGGAAACUGCUCAAGAGGAUUCUGUUCAGUGACAACAGCGUUUCCUAUAAACCCAGAACUGCUGUAUACACAGCUAAUGUAAACACAAAAGUAGUUUUAGCUAAAACUAUCUCCAAUGCCUGCACUGUACUUCUACUGUUCUAGAACAGUCAAAUCUAUUACUCUAAAUCGUCAUAGUAUUCAAGUAUUUUGAGCAUAACAGUUCUUCCCAUUCACUUUCAAGACUUGGCGUACCCUUGUAGGACAAUGCAUAUAUAUAUAUAUGUGUGUGUAUAAAACCCUCCAUCAUAUAGAAAACGAACAGCUUUA
Molecule: messenger RNA, 3482 nt
Organism: Cuculus canorus (common cuckoo)
Lineage: Eukaryota; Metazoa; Chordata; Aves; Cuculiformes; Cuculidae
Product: acyl-coenzyme A synthetase ACSM4, mitochondrial-like
Exons: 14
Coding region: 215-1957 (580 amino acids)
Biological process (GO): fatty acid biosynthetic process; acyl-CoA metabolic process
Cellular component (GO): mitochondrial matrix
Molecular function (GO): fatty-acyl-CoA synthase activity; fatty acid ligase activity
Source: RefSeq, a predicted model, not a curated record